AUGGCUACUCAGAAGCUUAUCUCAGUUUUGUUGCUUCAACUCCUGCUUGUUCUGUUGGCCUCAGACUUCAGCAAUGGGCAGAAGUUGAAAGUUGGGUUUUACCACAAAACAUGCCCAAACUUAGAGACUAUUGUGGCAAAAACUACUCAGCAUUACAUAUCUCGCGCACCAACUCUUGCUGCUCCUUUGUUAAGGCUGCAUUUUCAUGAUUGUUUUGUGAGGGGAUGUGAUGGCUCUGUGCUGUUGAAUUCCACCGCGAGCAAUAGCGCUGAGAAAGAUGCAAUCCCCAACCUAAGCUUAAGAGGGUUCCAUGUCAUAGAUGCUGCGAAAUCUGCAGUAGAAAAGAAGUGUCCUGGUGUUGUUUCUUGUGCUGAUAUCUUGGCAUUGGUAGCUCGAGACGCAGUAAGAAUGCUUCCUGGAUCAUUUUGGGAGGUUCCGACAGGACGUAGAGAUGGAAGAGUGUCAGUAAACUCAGAGGCCUUAAGAGGGUUACCAUCUCCUUUUUCAAACAUAACACAGCUCAAAGCAACAUUUGCUUCAAAGGGUCUAGGUGUUAAAGACCUAGUGGUUCUAUCAGGAGGACACACCAUCGGAACAUCUCACUGCGAUUCCUUUUCAAGUCGCUUGUACAAUUUCACCGAUAAAGGAGACACAGACCCGAAGUUGGACAAAAACUACAUAGCUCGGCUGAAGAAAAAAUGUAAGCCAGGGGACACCAAAACCCUGGUUGAAAUGGACCCUGGAAGCUUCAAAUCAUUUGAUGAAGAUUACUACACUCUUGUCGCCAAAAGAAGAGGACUUUUCCAUUCUGAUUCAGCUCUUCUUGAUGACCCUGAGACAAGAGCUUAUGUGAUACAGCAAGCCACCUCUCAUGGAGCCACCUUCCUAAAAGACUUUGGUGCCUCAAUGGUAAAUAUGGGAAACAUUGGGGUCCUCACGGGCAACUCAGGUGAAAUAAGGAAGCAAUGUGCUCUUGUUAAUUGA
Prunus dulcis (almond) is the source of this 984-nucleotide messenger RNA. Its product is annotated as peroxidase 27-like. Bases 1 to 984 code for a protein of 327 amino acids. The transcript is spliced from 4 exons. The record is from RefSeq and is a predicted model, not a curated record. Gene Ontology annotation, cellular component: plasmodesma; plant-type cell wall. NCBI's taxonomy places the organism in Eukaryota, Viridiplantae, Streptophyta, Magnoliopsida, Rosales, Rosaceae. Gene Ontology annotation, molecular function: peroxidase activity; heme binding. Gene Ontology annotation, biological process: hydrogen peroxide catabolic process; response to oxidative stress.